AUGUCCUCCUUGCAGCCUCAGCAACAACAGCCUGCUCUUGUUUACCCAAACAACGUGAGAGGACAGCCGUCGUCUUCCCACCAUUCAAAUGGCUCAUUUGGGACGGUUUUCAUUGUGCUGGCCGUUAUAGUUGUCAUAUCAGCCAUUGCUUGCUUUCUUGGACGGCUCUGCAACCGCCGCCUCCACAACUCAAAACCCAACAAGCAACCGGCGCACAACUUUCGUCCCAGCAAAAAAGAAGCUGUAGUGGAUCAUAACCGCAUGGAGUUUGGGAAUAAUAAUAAUCCCAGCUUUCGUGCCCCAAAAGACGCAGACAUCGAAUUCGGGUUUGAGAAGAAAAUCCCAAAUGGCAAUGGCAGCAGAUCAGAGAGCAGAGGAUACAUGAACAAUCACAGCAAACCACAUCAUGGAAAUGGUGAUCAUCACAUUCACAUGAAAGGUGAAAUGAAGCAGCCUGGUGAUCAUGUUGUGAUUGGAGAGCCCCGAGCCACUGGAUGA
Molecule: messenger RNA, 498 nt
Organism: Prunus armeniaca (apricot)
Lineage: Eukaryota; Viridiplantae; Streptophyta; Magnoliopsida; Rosales; Rosaceae
Source: the annotation of a GenBank genome assembly